AUGGCUGGGCACGAAUGGGACUGGUUUCAGCGGGAGGAGCUGAUCGGGCAGAUUAGCGACAUCCGAGUUCAAAACCUCCAAGUGGAGAGGGAAAAUGUACAGAAAAGAACAUUUACCCGAUGGAUAAAUCUGCAUUUGGAAAAGUGCAGUCCCCCGUUGGAAGUGAAAGAUCUGUUUGCUGAUGUUAAAGAUGGCAAAAUUUUGAUGGCUUUACUGGAGGUUCUCUCAGGGCAAAAAUUGCUGCACGAGUACAAGCCCUCGACCCAUCGUAUUUUUCGACUGAACAAUAUUGCAAAAGCCCUUAAGUUUUUGGAGGAUAGCAACGUAAAACUGGUUAGCAUUGAUGCUGCAGAAAUAGCAGAUGGAAACUCUUCUAUGGUACUGGGUCUGAUAUGGAACGUAAUCCUGUUUUUUCAGAUUAAGGAACUUACAGGCAACCUCAAUAGGAAUUCCUCCUCUUCCAGCUUGUCGUCUGGGCCCAGCGGGCCUGACUCAGACACGUCUCAUCCCAGCACCCCUAAUGUGGAGAGAAGCAUGUCUGUCUCAGUGAAGGAUCAGCGAAAAGCAAUCAAGGCCCUUUUAACCUGGGUUCAAAGGAAAACGAGAAAGUAUGGAGUUGCAGUUCAGGAUUUCACCAGCAGUUGGCGAAGCGGGCUUGCUUUCUUAGCUAUAAUCAAAGCAAUAGACUCUAGCUUGGUAGACAUUAAGCAAGCUUUGGAUAAAUCAUCUCGGGAAAAUAUAGAGGAUGCCUUCACAAUAGCACAAGACCAUUUGGGUAUUCCAAGACUUCUGGAGCCAGAAGACAUCAUGGUCGAAUCACCCGAUGAACAGUCAGUGGUGACCUACAUUGCACAAUUCUUGGAGCAUUUCCCAGAGCUGGAAGGGGAAGAUUUUUCAGACCCAGACAAGGAAUUUCCAGUUGAAUCUACUUAUGUCCAUAUCAAAGACAUACCAGGGGAAGAAAAACCAGAGAAGAUCUUAGUUCUGAAUGAGAAUGGGGGCCACACUUAUACCACUCACUGGGACAGGAGCCAGUCACCACCUCCAAAAGUCCAUAUUCUUGAUCUGCCUCUUGAUCAGGAGGACCAGAAUUUGCGUAGGGCAAAUAAACUCCAUGACAAUCUGAACCAACCUUUAUCUGAUCAUUCAGAGACUCUCACAGAAUUGCUGCAUUCAGAAGAUCCUCCGAGGCCCACCUCUCUGCCAGUUAUUGAACCCUUUGGUUUUCAGUCCGGCCCUGUGACCGACAUUCUUGCCAAUAAAAUAAAUGGGCCUGAAGGGAAUCAAGCGAACAUGCAAGAUUCACUGAAGAGGAAUGACAAGCUUCCCCCUGAAGUCCUUAUGAACAGCGAAUAUCCCAUUGACCCAGUUGGUUCUUCAGAAGGCGGCCAAGAAGAAAUUGAUGUGCAGGAGCCGUCCAAUAAAAUGCAAAAAUUGCUUGAUGGAGAGACUGGCUCAUUAUCUCAGACUUCACAUCCACUUAAAAAUGAAUCAGGUCUGACAAGGGAGCAUCCAGUAUCAGAUUCUCCAGUGGAACAGACUGCACAUCAAUAUGUAUUACAGAUGCUGCAUGAGGAGAUAGCUAAACUUCCAGAAACAGUGGAUUCUGCGGAUCAAGAAGCUGAGUCAUCUAAUUUCACGGAUAAUUCUGACACGUCUUUACCUUCUCCAUCUGAACGUCUCUCCCUAGCAAUUAGAAACACUCCCAAGAGCAUAGAUAUUACUAAUCAAGGUGCAUCAUUGCCCGAAAUGAUAGCAAACUCUUCUAAAGUUUCUGUAAUUCCCCACGACCUCUUUUAUUAUCCACAUUAUGAUGUUCCUAUAUCAGCAGUUCUAGAUGCCUUUACUACCCUUGACACAGAUUCAUCUCUUUCUGAAAGCAAUAAAAUCUGUCCUGAGGUUUCUGGGAACAAUUUAGCUGAGAAAGAGUCCCUUGCCCUAACGAAUGAGGAGGAAAAUCUAAAGCCAGGCCUCCAUGCCAAUGUGGAGGUUUCACCAAUGCCAACUGAUGACAAAAUCUUGGGAAAACGAAAGAAAAAUACUUGCAGUCAUACCAAGUCUUCCCUGAACAGUGCAGAAGCUACAAUAGUAGGAAAAAGUGCUGUGCCUAAAGCCAGAAGUAAUGUCACCUCUUCUCAGAAAGAUUCUGCACACCCUGAAGUCCCUGUGAUAGUGGUAAAUCAAUUUGAUACUACAGCAGUGCCGGAAGAAAGAAAAACGACAGAGGAAAAAAGUAAAAGGAAAGAAAAAAGGAAAAAUAAGGCCAUUUUCCAAGGAGAAAACACCCAAGGUGCAAAAGCUGGCUCCACUCGAUUACUAGAUAAGGUAGAAGAAGAUUCUGCGGAUCAUCCGGGACUCUCAAGGGUCUGCCACAGUGAUCCCAAUGUCGGUUUCCAAAGAACCGGUGAUCAGGCCAGUAAGGAAAGCGAUAGUGCUGAUGACCAGAAAAGCGUAGUCGCCAGUGAAAGUUUUACUUCCUCACCCAGGAAGAGAAAAGGCCUGGAAAAGAGGGACGCUCCAGACAAGUCUGUUCCACACAGCAGCCCUUCGCGGUCAGACCAGCCCGAGUUGUUUUAUUUCAUUGUUUUCCUCUGGGUGCUUGUCUACUGCUUAUUGCUCCUCCCACAGCUUAUUAGCAACUCCCUUUGAUCCCCGCAAGUGAGUCAGAAUAAUAAAAG
This is a messenger RNA of Gekko japonicus, 2678 nucleotides long. It is a transcript of the gene CLMN, whose product is annotated as calmin (calponin-like, transmembrane). Gene Ontology annotation, molecular function: actin filament binding. The record is from RefSeq and is a predicted model, not a curated record. Gene Ontology annotation, biological process: nuclear migration. Lineage: Eukaryota; Metazoa; Chordata; Lepidosauria; Squamata; Gekkonidae. Bases 1 to 2649 code for a protein of 882 amino acids. Gene Ontology annotation, cellular component: cytoplasm; meiotic nuclear membrane microtubule tethering complex; nuclear outer membrane. The transcript has 13 exons.